Salvia miltiorrhiza (redroot sage) is the source of this 1587-nucleotide messenger RNA. RefSeq lists its product as uncharacterized. The coding region runs from base 1 to 1587 and encodes 528 amino acids. The record is from RefSeq and is a predicted model, not a curated record. NCBI's taxonomy places the organism in Eukaryota, Viridiplantae, Streptophyta, Magnoliopsida, Lamiales, Lamiaceae. Gene Ontology annotation, molecular function: RNA binding. The transcript is spliced from 4 exons.
AUGGGCAAGGGAGAAGGAAGCUGGAUGGAGGUGAGGCGAAGAGGAGAGAACUCCAAAGCAAAGUUCAAGAUUGCUUCAGGGAAUCAUGGAGAGAACCAGGAGAAACGGGCUUGGGGAAACACGGUCACUUUUCUCUUCAACAACUUCCCGGAAGGAACUUGGUUGGAGACUCUGGAGAAAAGCUUCAAAAGAAUUGGCAAAGUCAUGGAUAUUUUCUGCCCUAGGAAGAGAGAUAUCAAGGGCAAACCUUUCGGUUUUGUUAGGUUCGAAAAGGGGAUUGAUUCGAAGAGAACCUUGGAAGAACUUAACAAUAUUUGGAUCGGAAGCUUUAAACUUAGGGCUUACCUCCCUAGAUUUGAGAGGGGAAUGGAGGGGGAAGCUAAGCCAAACUCCUUCGAAGGUAGUGCUCAGCAGGCCAUGGGGAUGAUGUCGCAGUUUACCAACGGACUACCAGUCAUAGCAGAUUCGCAUAAACCAGCAGGAUCUUCGAGGGGGAACCCUGAAAGGAAGACCUUUGCCGAGGCGGUUGUUAGAUCAAACCAUGUCUCAAAACAUCCUCCGGAAGCGUUUUUUGAUUUUGUUGCUUCAGAAGAAGAGACGAAUUGGCUUAAGAAGGCCUUUACAGGUUAUGUGAAGUCUGACUUUCCUUGGGAAGAGUUUGGAGAAGAGAUUAAAAGCGAGUGCGCAGGUCAUUUUAAGAUUACUCCUAUGGGAGGAAACCUUGUUCUCAUCCAAAGCGACAACAUGAAGUCGGUCGAUGAAUCUCUGAAGGGCCUCGACGAAUGGGCAGAUUUAUGGUUCGAGUGGUUUCGCCCUUGGAUGUUCAUUGAUGUUAACUCGCAAAGAUUGACCUGGACCAAAUGGUGGGGUGUGCCACUUCAAGCGUGGAACUCAAGAUUUUUCGAGGCUAUUGGUGCUCGGAUCGGGAUGGUUCUCAAGAUACAUGACCUCACAAAAAAUAAGGAUCGUUUGGAUACUGCUUUUAUUCAAAUAUCAAUUGGUCUGGCGCCGGUGAAUAAGACCCUCGAAUGCAAGAUCAACGGAGCGUUCUUCAAAAUCCGGACCCUUGAUGAGGAAGAAAGUUCAGAUGAGGAGAGCGACUUUGUUGAAGAGGGUGAGUUCGAAGAGACAGGAGUUCCGGCGGAGGCUCAGGAAGAUAACGGCGCAAAGGGCCCACUAGGGGAAGCCACGAGGGCGGAGGACGAUCCGAAGGGAUUCCAUUGUUGUCAUGAGUCAGCACUCCCUAAUGGGCUUGCUGAUAGUUUUUCCCAUAUUGAUUUGGGCCUUAGCCCAGCUGUGGGUGUUAAAGUCGCGGAGCCCAAAGUAGCGGAGCCCAGACAUAAAGAGAUGCUCUAUGGGCCGGGACCGGGCGCGAUCGAAAGUCUUGGUGAAGAUUGGAGAAACAUGAAGUCGGCGUCGAGGGGUCCUUCGAAGAAGGGGGUUUCAGUUGGGGAUGGGAGUCGCAGAAUUUCAAUCGAAGAUAGAGACGCCGAGGUUAGAGAUAAAGAAGGACACUCAGCUUCGACCCCAGAGGUUGAUCAAGAUGACGCGGACCACAAUCUUUUGGAGGAGGGUUUGAGAAUUUAG